Aspergillus tubingensis is the source of this 255-nucleotide messenger RNA. RefSeq lists its product as uncharacterized. Lineage: Eukaryota; Fungi; Ascomycota; Eurotiomycetes; Eurotiales; Aspergillaceae. The record is from RefSeq and is a predicted model, not a curated record. Bases 1 to 255 code for a protein of 84 amino acids. The transcript is spliced from 3 exons.
AUGACAUCCUGUAUCGGCCAAGAGAACUUGAUGAUAGUCGGGAUUGUAGAGCUUGGUGAACGUAACACGGAGACGUCUAGAAUUUGGAGGGAACUUAACAUCUGGGAAGUCUGCUUUGUUGCGCCCAGCGAUCCUUCAGCAAGCUCUGUGACACGGUACUGGCCUGCACAUUACGGUGAUCAUAAUUCCUACCGGGGAGUGCCAGAAACCAAUUCACGAUUUGCCGAUUCUGGUAUCUAUGGUGUUACUUGGUAA